AUGGCGGUGUUGCCUGAUGUACUCGAGGAUACGGGCUCUCAAUCGCCCGUGCCCCCGGAUGCCGAACUUCUGAAAGUUGAUACCUGUCUCAGCGUCGGGGCGCUGUCGUUGAAGUUCGACAUAGCAGAGCUCUGGCGGUUUGGGCCGGACACCAGCAAGAGCAGAAGCGGUAAGGCACGGGAGGUGCGGGGAGGUGCGGGGGGCGCCAGCGGCGUGGCCGGAGGGGGUAACGUGAAGGCUCACUGCGAGCACGUGUACACGAUGCCCGCGACGUUGAAGACAUACAGCGGGCGCAUCAUGGGGAUGUGGAAUUCCGGCUUUGACGAUUCGAGAGCACCUCAGCAUCAUGUACUUUCGCCGCAGCUGUGCGAGCAAGCGCGAGCGAGCGAGUGUCCGCUGUGGUUCAAAUCAACCCCUGCGAGGAAGCUACACCCGUCCCUGCCCAUCAACACCGCUGUCGUGCUGCCGGUGCACUUGCACGUCGAUUCGGACGACGAGGAUAAGAUGGCGGACGACACCUACAUCGCGGUGUUUCUGUCGCUCACGCUACACGAGCGCAACCUGCUGUCGCUGGAUUUCUUGGAGCACAUCUCCAAGGCCGCCACAACCCUGUUCCUCGAGCAGAAGGAGAAGAAGAAGAUGAAGAUGAAGCUGCCGUGUGGGGUGGCAAAGGGGCACCCCGAGAAGUCUGCGUUUGUCGAGACUCACCUUCAAGACGUGCCGGUUGUGGCUCACCCCGGCGGGAUGCUCAACACGAACGUGGCGUGGGCAGAGCUUGGGGAUGUCGAUUUCCUCGUGAAUGGCAGCAGAUGUACCAUCUACACGGCGGUCUACAAGGACCAGCAGGUGGUGGUGAAGCUCAUGCGGAAGGACGUCCAGGAUGCGGCCCUGGUGAGGGACGAGCUAGAGCUAGAGCUGGCGUUGCUCCGAAGGGUACGGCACGAGAAUAUCGUGCGGCUGCUUGGGGCGGGGAAGGACCCCGAGAGGUUCUUGAUCAUCGCGAGACUCGACGGGGGCACACUCUCGCAGCGCUGCGACCACGGGUCGAGGCUGCGCGAUCGACGAGGACGGUUCAAGACCGGGAAACCCUUCAGCCACAUGCAGUUGCUUCGGUGCGCGCGGCAGCUGGCGGCAGCUUUGCGGCACCUCCACGAGGAGGCCAUUCCGGGCAGGAUGGUGGUGCACAGGGACGUUAAGCCGGACAACAUCGGCUUCAACGCUGACGGCGACCUGAAGCUGCUGGAUCUGGGCCUUAGCAAGGUGGUGUCCAAGAGCGAGGUGGACAACGCCAUGUUCAACAUGACGGGCGAAACUGGCUCGGUUCGAUACAUGGCGCCAGAGGUCGCCGAGUCGCGGCCCUACAACGAAAAGGUGGACGUCUACUCGUUCGGCAUCAUCCUUUGGGAGAUGUCCACGCUCAAGAAGCCGUUUGACGGCAUGGGACGCGACCGAUUCCUCUCGCAGGUCAUCCGAGGAUCGCACCGACCCCCGGUACACAAGAAGUGGCCCAAGCCUUGGUCCGAACUCAUGCAGUCUUGCUGGGCUGAAGACCCUACGAAACGACCGUCCUUCGCGAAAGUCGGCGACCUGUUGCAGGGGAUGCUGCAAGAUGGAAUAGACCAGAACUGGAACAAGGCGCCCCCGACUGGCUUCAUGUCCAGGCUAGGGCUGAAGAACCGACACAGCUCGUGGUUUUGAGCAUGGCAGUUCGUUUGUUGUAGUGCUUUCAUUUUUUCCCGAGGACGGGGGGUCACGUCUCCGUGAAUAUUGUGUCUGUUAGAACCCCGUGUCUUUACCAUGCGUGUAACCUCACCGGGCAGUAUCUACUUGUUGUCUAUUGUUUUGUUUUUCGAAUUCGUAUUCACAAUCGGUUGUUGCUUCUUGUGCUUCCUCACCCCUUUCGUGCCUUCAAGGCCGAAGCAAGCUUGUGGUGAGGAGAGGAGUUGUUUUUGUCUUUUGCUCUGGGCUGGGUCUUGGUUUGUUUGUGUUUAGUGUUGUGCGAGUAUCUGUGUGCCAAGCAACGCGGCGUAGACGCCGGGAGCACAUGUACAGAAUUGCUCGAUGUAGCAUGCGCGUGGUUGUGUGGUCCCGUUUUUCUCUGUAGUACUGUUGACAUGUUUAUGACACCUGCC
Ectocarpus siliculosus is the source of this 2132-nucleotide messenger RNA. The record is from the annotation of a GenBank genome assembly. NCBI's taxonomy places the organism in Eukaryota, Phaeophyceae, Ectocarpales, Ectocarpaceae.